AGAACGUCAUUAGAUAUAGCCUCAAAUAUGUUCUAUUUUUUAAGAGCAACGGGGCUGGCAGGAUUUCGUUUCUCCCUGUCUCUAGCCCACACUCCAGUACAGUAGGUUGCGGUAAUGCACCAUAACGUUGGAUGCCAACCGCCGAUAAACCCCACAGAAGAAGAUCCAUCUGUGAAAAAGGGGGGCGUCAGUAAUAUGACAGCCUGAGAAUAAUAUUGUCGCAGUAUUAUAUGCACCAUUUCACUGCUUCGCGAAAGAUUGGUCUUUUCUAACAUAAUGACAUACUUUGAAUAAGACAACCUUGCAAUGGCGUGCCCUUUUCACCAGUCAGCUGAGCUGAACCCUGCACUGCUGGCAUUGGACUGGCUUCUCGGGGUCUGGGAGUCCGAUGAGCCAGGAGAGGGCUCCUUCUCCUCCAUACCGCCUUUCCGCUACAACGAGAGACUGCACUUCUCCCAUGUGGGCCAACCAGUCAUCAACUUCAUGUUUAAUGCAUUCCAUGCUGAGAAUAAGAAACCUAUGCACAGGGAGUGUGGCUUCAUCAGAAUACAACCAGGCGGCAACAGAGUAGCCUUCAUUAUAGCACAGAACUCAGGCCUGGUGGAGAUUGAGGAAGGAGACCUGACUGGACAGCAGUUAACUCUACACACCCAUGCCCUGGCCAGAACCUCCUUCGCUAAAGAACCCCAUGUACAGCAGAUUUCCAGAGUGUUCCAGCUGAGACCGGAUGGGAAGCUUGAGCAGACUGUCUCCAUGGCGAUGGAGGGUGGGCCACUUAUGCAGCAUUUGCACAUCACCUACCGUCGCUCCUCUUGACCACCAGGAGGUGACGGCGUAAUAACAAGCACUAGACUUUGUUAAUUUGAUUUUCCCGACCCUUAAUUAAUGCUGAUCUAGGUUAGUGUUGUGUUUUCUCCCAUUGGGGUUUGGGGAGGAUAAACCGAUUCUAGAUAUCACUUGUUACACAAGCAGCUAUUUAAGUGUGUUCAGCCCUUAAUUUAAUGCUACUAUAAUCAAGUUGUCCUUCUCAGAGGCUAUAUUGAACCCAAUGGAUAAGUGGAAUAAAAACAAAUAAUCUAA
Messenger RNA from Oncorhynchus mykiss (rainbow trout), 1080 nucleotides. It is a transcript of the gene thap4, whose product is annotated as THAP domain containing 4. Lineage: Eukaryota; Metazoa; Chordata; Actinopteri; Salmoniformes; Salmonidae. The record is from RefSeq and is a predicted model, not a curated record.